AUGGCAGGAUCUAACGUUAAAGUUGUGGUGAACAAGGACACUAGGGACAAGUUUGCACGAAAUUCGCCGACUUUGAAUCAUCUGUACAAGUAUCCUGCGGUUUCGAAGACGCUGAACCAGGUGGUGUCGCUUCCCGUGGUGUCGCAGGUGCUGUCGCUGUUUAUCUUGGCAGCGUUGAAGGUGAAACACGCGUUGGUGGACUCUGAACGGUCACCCCGGUUUGUUAAGGUGGCUUAUGGCUCUUUGAGUGAGAUGAGUCUGAGGCUGGACGAGUUGGUGAAUCUGCUUUUGUUCCGCGAGGGCAUCGAUGCGUUUAUGAAGGGCUGGUCCGCGCACUCGAAGAAGCCCGGGUUCUGGUUGGUGUACUUCUGGAUCGACUACGUGGCAAACGUGUCGAACAUCCUGUUGAACCAGUUUGUGGUGCAGCCCUUCAAGUUGGGCGUCAAGGACAAGGGCGCUGAGACGAGCUCGGGCGCUGAGACGACGCCGGGCGACGAGAGUCUUCCCCAUGUGUCGCAGCUGACCAGCACGACCAAGAGCAUCUCCAAGGAGCUGCACGACAAGCUGCAGGCGGACUACAUCGCCCCCACGGCGGACUUUGCCAAGCAGAAGUACGAGUCGCUCGUCAAGCCAACCGCAGAGAAGCUGAACUCCGAGUACAUCGAGCCCACCAAGGCGCAACUGAGCAACAUCACCAGGCCCACGCGCGCACACGCCAUGGAGACCUACAAGACCGUCUCCGCGACCUACGAGAGCAAUCUGAGCAAAUCCGAGAGCGUGCCUCGCGCGAUCGUGAGCACAGGCAUCGAUCUCAAGAAUCUGACCCUGGAGAACUUGAAAUCCAACAGGACAGAGCUCGAAAAGGACGCCCAGGAGGCCAUCGAGCACAAGAAGGAAACCCUUGGACAGGCUGCCGAAGAAAAAGUCGAUUCUCUCGGUAACACCGUGGGCUAG
Torulaspora globosa is the source of this 954-nucleotide messenger RNA. It is a transcript of the gene PLN1, whose product is annotated as Pln1p. The record is from RefSeq and is a predicted model, not a curated record. The coding region runs from base 1 to 954 and encodes 317 amino acids. NCBI's taxonomy places the organism in Eukaryota, Fungi, Ascomycota, Saccharomycetes, Saccharomycetales, Saccharomycetaceae. The transcript has a single exon.